AAAUAUAGUACCAUUUGGCAUUUGCCCCCACCGUCGCCGCCGCUUUCCUUCUCACUACCUUCCCUUCUCCGGCGACGGCGGCGGCUGUACUCGGCGAAGAGGCAGAGAGCCACUUAUGAGUGAAGCUAUAGAUAAGGUGGGAACCAUGGAGUUGAAAUACCCCGAUGACUUCCGUUGCCCUAUCUCCCUCGAAGUGAUGUCGGACCCCGUAAUUGUAGCCUCCGGGCACACCUUUGAUCGCUCAUCAAUCCAGCGCUGGAUCGACUCCGGUCACCAUACUUGCCCCAUCUCUAAGCUUCCGCUUCCUCCCCAAUCCGUUCUAAUCCCGAAUCACACCCUUCGUUCUCUCAUACACAACUACACUCCUGUCGCCGGCAGGAAGUGCAAUAAACCUCAAAUCUCACCGUCGACUGACCCAAGGUUCCUUCUUUCAUCCCUUUCCUACCCCGCCUCCAACGCCGCACUUUCUUCGUUGCUCCGCCUCGCCAAAGACGAACCCGCCUUUCGCCGCCUUCUUUUGGACUCGUCAGCUCCCUCCAUACUCCUUCGCCACGCCGCCUCUCAGGACUCCCCUGACCUGCAGGACCUCGCUCUCCGUACCCUCAUCUACCUCUCCCUCGACGGCGAUGACGCACGCGUCGGACUCGUCGCGGACGGUGCCAUCGACUCACUUGUUCAAGCCCUAGCCGGCGGUGGACCCAACGCUUCCCUCGCAGCCACUACUCUAACCAGCCUCGCCGUAGUUGAGGUCAAUAAGUGCACCAUCGGCGCUCAUCCUUUCGCAAUACCAGCCCUUUCGGUCCUCCUUCGUAACGGCAAGGCUCGAGAUCGCCGGGAAGCUGCUACUACGCUGUACGAGCUCUGCAAGUUUCCGGAGAAUCGACGCCGUGCGGUGCGUGCUGGGGCGGUGCCUGCCUUGGUUUACUUUGCGGGAGAUGGCUCAGAAAGGGCUGUUCUGGUUCUAAGUUUGAUAGCGAAGUGUAGAGAAGGAAGGGAUGCCAUGGCUAAUGUCGAUGGGUUCGUUAGGGUUUUGGCUGGAGUUUUGGUGAAAGGCACCGGGAGAGGGAUCGAGCAUGCACUUUUGGUGCUGAACUUUGUAUGCUCUGAUAUUGAGAAGGUAAGAUGGGAAACAAAAGAAGAAGGGGUCCUGGAGAUUUGUUUGGUGCUUGUUGAAAAGGAUGAUGGGAAGAUUGGGAGGAAUGCUUUGGCUUUGGCUAGAACUAUUGAGAAGGGAGAAUUUGUUGGUUUAAUAUGAAUCGCUGGUUUCCAUGUUAUGGAGAUCUUGCGUUGGUGUUAUUGAUGGGGGAAGCAGAGCAGCUGGGCUUGUAUUCAACCUGUAAUUGUUAAAUGAGUUCUUCCUGAGGCCCUGCUUUGAAAACUACUGUAUAAAAGGUGAUGUUUUCCUUUUGUUUUGGGCUCUACCUCCUCAAGGUCUGUAAAAUUGGGAUAAAUAGUUCUGUUAAUAUUGAAAAAGUCAUAACUUGUUUUCGUAACAAUUUAAACUCUUUUCAUGGAAGCAACCAAAUUUACUGUGCA
Dendrobium catenatum is the source of this 1536-nucleotide messenger RNA. Its product is annotated as U-box domain-containing protein 8-like. The transcript has a single exon. Gene Ontology annotation, biological process: protein ubiquitination. Gene Ontology annotation, molecular function: ubiquitin-protein transferase activity. The record is from RefSeq and is a predicted model, not a curated record. Bases 116 to 1255 code for a protein of 379 amino acids. Gene Ontology annotation, cellular component: nucleus; cytoplasm. NCBI's taxonomy places the organism in Eukaryota, Viridiplantae, Streptophyta, Magnoliopsida, Asparagales, Orchidaceae.